CUGCAAAAAGAUGAAUUGAAAAAUACGCAUCUCUCUCACUUUCUUCAUAAGGCUCUGUGCUCAUGGUUUCUGAUGGUGUGUAUUUAAUGCAUUGUUCCAGGAAAUGGUCCAGUUGUUGCUGUGCAGCUGGAUGUUGCUGAAUAGCAUUUCUAUGAGCUUGCUGUUCAAUCUGUCUGUUGUUCAGAAUGGCCAAGAACCCUAAUUUCCCAGAAGCAGGGAACCUGCCUACAGGCUACGCUCACUGUAGGUCUUCAGACAACUUCCCUGGCUACCAGUAUCACCAUCCCUCCAAGAUGAGUAACAGCCACCCACUCCGUCCUUACACGGCUGUGGGGGAGAUCGACCACGUUCACAUUCUGUCAGAGCAUAUUGGUGCUCUAAUGAACGGGGAGGAAUACAGUGACGUUACCUUUAUUGUGGAAAAGAAGCGUUUUCCAGCACACAGAGUGAUCCUGGCUGCUAGAUGCCAUUAUUUCAGAGCAUUACUGUAUGGAGGAAUGAGAGAAUCUCAGCCUGAAGCAGAAAUUCCUCUUCAGGACACCACUGCAGAAGCAUUUACCAUGCUGUUAAAAUACAUUUACACUGGUCGUGCUACACUACGAGAUGAGAAAGAAGAGGUUCUUCUUGAUUUCCUAAGCCUAGCACAUAAAUAUGGAUUCCCAGAACUGGAGGAUUCCACGUCUGAGUAUCUUUGCACAAUACUUAAUAUUCAGAAUGUCUGUAUGACUUUUGAUGUUGCCAGUCUUUAUUCUCUUCCCAAAUUAACUUUUAUGUGCUGUAUGUUCAUGGAUAGAAAUGCCCAAGAGGUGCUCUCCAGUGAAGGCUUCCUGUCACUUUCUAAGGCUGCUCUUCUAAGUAUUGUACUGAGAGACUCAUUUGCAGCUCCUGAAAAGGACAUUUUCCAAGCUUUGAUGAACUGGUGUAAACAUAACCCCAAGGAAAACCAUGCUGAAAUCAUGCAAGCUGUACGUUUGCCACUAAUGAGUCUAACAGAACUACUGAAUGUUGUAAGACCUUCUGGAUUGUUGUCACCUGAUGCCAUCCUAGAUGCCAUUAAGAUUCGUUCUGAGAGUCGGGACAUGGACCUCAACUACAGGGGCAUGUUAAUACCAGGGGAGAAUAUAGCAACAAUGAAGUAUGGAGCACAAGUUGUAAAAGGGGAGCUGAAGUCUGCUCUGUUGGAUGGAGAUACUCAGAACUAUGACCUGGAUCAUGGAUUCUCUCGACAUCCGAUCAACGACGACUGCCGGUCUGGGAUUGAGAUUAAACUGGGCCAGCCCUCAAUAAUCAACCACAUCCGAAUUCUCCUGUGGGACAGAGACAGUCGGUCUUAUUCGUACUACAUUGAGGUGUCCAUGGAUGAGCUGGACUGGAUCCGGGUUAUCGAUCACUCAAAAUACCUCUGUCGGUCCUGGCAGAACCUGUAUUUUCCUGCCCGUGUCUGCAGGUAUAUUCGAAUUGUUGGGACCCACAACACAGUGAACAAAGUUUUCCAUAUUGUGGCAUUUGAAUGCAUGUUCACGAACAAAUCCUUUACUCUUGAGAAAGGUCUGAUAGUUCCUACUGAAAAUGUUGCAACAAUUGCAGACUGUGCCAGUGUGAUUGAGGGUGUAAGUCGCAGUCGCAAUGCCUUAUUGAAUGGAGACACAAAAAACUAUGAUUGGGAUUCUGGAUACACAUGCCACCAGCUUGGGAGUGGAGCUAUUGUAGUGCAGCUGGCACAGCCCUACAUGAUUGGAUCAAUACGGUUGCUGCUUUGGGACUGUGAUGAUCGGAGCUACAGCUACUACAUUGAGGUUUCAACGAAUCAGCAGCAGUGGACCAUGGUGGUGGAUCGCACAAAAAUUUCCUGCAAAUCCUGGCAAACAAUCACUUUUGAUAAGCAGCCUGCAUCUUUUAUCAGAAUAGUUGGAACUCGCAACACAGCUAAUGAGGUGUUUCACUGUGUGCAUUUUGAGUGCCCAGCACAAAACAGUACCCACAAGGACGAGAGUAGUAAGGAAGUAGCAACAACAGAGGUGGGGACUGGUGGACAGUAGCUUGUUUCUCGCCCUGUUGGAGCUGCAAGCAUCUGGUUCCCUGCAUUCCCCUCCUGGAUCCACCUUGCAUCCUCAUGUUCACCAACCAUAAAGGAGGUUGAAAGGGAGCUUUUACAACCCCACUGACAUUCUGUGAAAUUAUUCAGAACCUCCUUGUGCUGGCACCUUUUCUUUCUUUGUGAAUGAAGGGGACCAUGUCUGAAAGCUGGAAGUAUUGAAAUGGAAAAGGCUUUCUCCCAAGGACAUGAAGAGACUGUUUCAUUCUCCUCGAUAUGUUCAAAUCAGGCUGGUCUCCAAGGGGGGAGAAAAUAGGUCUUCAAUCUUCAUCAAGUACCCCAUUAACACCCUACCUCUCUAGUCUAACCCAGGCAAGGAAAACAGAAGGAAAUAAAAUGCAGAGCUACAGUGGAAAUCUAAAAUUACUCAAGCAGAAUGGAAAGUAUAUAAAAUAAGUAUUUGUUCCCAGGAGGCUUUUAUUAGCAAAAAAAAUGUUUAUGGAACACAUCAGUCCAGAAUGUAUUUUAUUUUUAAAGUGAUUCUUCAUCCAUAUUCCUUUGUAACUAGUAAUUUGUUUUCGAAAUCAUUUUGAUUCUGUAUUCCAUUUAGUUUCUUAUUUUUGGCUAUAGCAAAUGCUGUACAGUAGAUUAAGGAAGUAUCAGACAUGCUUACCUGCUGAGAUGCAAAUUCUCUCAUUCAUCAGUGGGAUGACAAGAAAAGCAUUCAUUAUAUCAACAAACUAAUUAAUGUUUCUAUAUUAAUCUUGACCUUAGCUGACUUUUCAAAGUACAAAAUUGUCAUUUCCUACAUUCAAAAGGAAGUUUCUAAAUCAAACAUCCGUCUUGAAGAAAAUUGUAUUUUUUCACUCCUGAAGAUGAUUAUUUAAAUUUUGCCUGCUUAAGACAACUUGCAACAGAACAUCAAAAAUGUUUGGUUUAGAAAAGUGGAACUCCAUCUGGUCACUGACAAGCAGUUGUUCAAAUACCAAAAGAAGAAUUUGCAGAUAAUUUACAUUUUUCCAAAAAGAGUUGUUUUACAGUCUGGAGCUAAAAAUUCAAGGGCUGUGUAUGCAUUAACAUUUCUCAUGAUCUUCGUAAAAUGUGAUGCUUUUGCACCAUAUUGUAAAAGAUCUGGUUACUUUACAGUCACAGGAUUCAUUAUCCAUCCCUAUCUGUCUGGAUUACAUUGUCUGCUACUUUGCUUAUUCUGUUUUCUUCACACUGAUGAUGAUGUAGUCUCUUACUCUCCAGAUCUGCAUGACUUUUAGGAAGAACUCCACGUCAGUCUUUCAGUAUGGGAUAAAGAGAUUUUGUUUUAAGACAAACGCCGAUGUAAUUGGCAAAAUUGAUUAGGAUGCUUGUUCCUUCUCACAAAGUAUAUUAUAUUGGAAAUGUCAGCUAACCAGUUUUAUGAACUUGGAAUUUCCUAUGGUGAUAAAUAACCUUGUCAGAAGAAAACAAAGCUAGUGCAGGAUAAAUACGGUUUUCCUUUGCAUAACCAUAGUGAUAAAAUGAGUUAUAUCAACAUAGCAAAUUGUGUGCUAGUUUAUCACACUACUUAAUUUGAAAUAAUUUCCCUGUUGGAUACUAGUUGUGCUAAACCCAAGAAGAAAUAUAAUCACUGGUAGCAAUGAAUCAGAGGAUAUUUCAAAUAAGAAAAGCAUCCCUUUUCUUUCAAAUAAAAUUGAUUAGGCUUUAUCAAUAAUAUUCUAGUAUUUUUCAUUGCCAAAUUACAAUUUAGUUCUGUCAUUUGCAUACAGUUCCCUCCCUUCCCACUGCUGUGUUCUGACUUGUGAAUGUCUGUUGGUGAAGAUGGAUGCCCACUGUGCUGUAUAAAGCUUGUAAUUCAUGUGCCACAGCUGCCUUAGAUAGUGUGGAGUUCUGAGGCAGGAUACUGCUUGUGCCAGCCACCUCCCAGUCUGCAGGGCUGAUUACCUUAUGGCUUAACAGCCUUUGGAGCAUGGAAUAAUUGAGACCAGCUACUGAGGACACCACUCUCAUGUUUAUGCAUAAGUCCAAAAAGUUGGAAUUGUUUUCCCUUUAAAAUUAGCAAACUUUUUCAGUUGCGAUCCGUGCUGGAACUACUGAGAUGCCUGGAGCAUGUCUUGCUUUUGACAGAUAAGUCCUUGCAUGGCAGUGGUGAUAUUUCUUUGCAGUUCCAUCAAACAAGUCUGCUUUUCUCAAACUGUGGAUAAGCAAAGGGCAUAACUUCCUAGCUGUUAGCAUUUAGUAGCCACCGUGGUAGAGAACGUUAAAAAAACUAAAAUCAAAAAAGGUUGUGCCAUCUGUGGUCUGAGCCUAGGCUCUCAGAGAAAGAAUGGAAUUUUUCUAUUUGUAAUCUUUGAUGUGCACAGUUAAUUUUUAUGACACAAGUUAGUCUUGUAGGCUAUAAUCCAUGGAACAUCUGUUUGAUCUUGUCCUGUAACUCAUUGUGGAACAGAAAUGUCCCUUUAUUUCCCAUGGCAUUCACUCUCUGCCAAGAAUCUAGAUGAACAUAUCUGAGAUCCCCAAACCAAAAACUUUGAGGUCCUACUGACCCUUCAGUUUCCCACCCCCAUAAAUCUAUAAAAAGAUAAACCAACUUUGCAUUGUCCCUUCAUGCAGGUGAGUGGCAAGUUUUAGUAUUAGAUUUCUUUUCAAUCACAAUGGCUUUUCUCAGAGUCUUCAUUUUAUUUAGAGUUGCUCUAAACAACUCAGUUGAGAACCUGUCAUCAAGGUGACCCAAGUGAGCUCCCAGCCUUUUAAGGCAAGUCCUGCCACAAGCCCUUCACGCUUUCAACCUUUAUCCUCUUUAUUUAAAGAUAUAAUGUUUACAGAGAGCUGAACUCUACUGGGUCUUCUAAUAUUGCCCAGCAACAAACACCCCUAAUAUCUGUAUUGCCUAGAAGAGGUCUCUUGUCUUAAACAUUGUGUCACAAUGUGUUAGUAGUGACAAAGGAGGAUACAACUCAGAACUGAUUUGUGGGUUUGUGUGAAUGUUCUCAUUCUUUCUAAUUAUUGUCUGUAUUUAUUGACUUUUGAGUUCAGAUGUACUUCCUGUAUAUUCCUCUGAAGUUGGGGUUUUUUUCCCCUUUUUUAUCUUUUCCUUUCAGUGAAAGUAAGUUGUGCUGUUACGGCGUUGUAUCAGGGUUUAUCAAAGUGAUGGAAUGCUGUAAUUAUUCAGAACGGUGUAAUCACUUUUACUCUGUUUAGAACAAGGUUAGAGCAGAACUGACCAGGUACUCAUUGCUUUCUUAUCAGAAACUAUAAAAUAGACCUGUUGUUAGAGUUUUGCAUAAUGGAAAUAACUAUAAUGACAAUCCUGACCCAUUGAUUCUAUUUGGUUCUUCAGUAUCUUUAAAUUCCCCAGGCCUCUUUUUCUCAAUUUUACUUCCAUAGGUUGAAUUCAGGCUUAGACUUAACUCACGUGGAGCUCAGCAAAGGCCUUUCUAAAAUCUUUUUAUUUAGUUAACUUUUUCUAAAUGAAAAUAAAAGGUUUUUUAUUCACAGACUGUAGAGGAAAAUUAUUAUCUGAGGAAAUUAAUUUUUGAAGUGAGCAAACAUUGUGCAGCUUACAAUUUUUCAAGAUGCUUUUCAAGCCAUUUCCAAUCAGCUUUAACACAAGUUGAAAUGGCUGUUAAAUGGAAUUGCAAUGAGAGAAGUUAAUGCAAGUCUAAUGUUAAAGACAAUACAGAGGAGAAAUCACUAAUUUUGUUAGACUAAGAACUCUUCUUCAUUUGCCAUUUCCUUCCUUCAGAGCUCCAUUUCUUUCUUCGUUUCUCCAUGAAAAUCAUUGAGUUUUUCAUUAUGACAACAUGUAAGAGCUCAGUGCUUCUCAGAAUUGCUGAAAAAUUCAGUUUAAUGCAUCUUCAUCUUUACUAAUGACAACAUUAGAGAAUUUUCAGUUAAGUACCUGACUUGAUGAGAGUUGAUUUCCAUGAAAGAAAGCAAAAUAAGUCUGUAACUGUUUCAGUCUAAUUAAAUUUUCAGUACAAAAAUUAGAUGACAAAGUUUAUGCCAUUCUUGUCUGAUUGUUGUGUCUGGUUAUAAAGUGAUGCCCACUGAGAGACACUUAGUAAGAGAUUAGCUAGAACUUUGAUUUAAUUAGCUAUAGAUUGCAUUUCUCUAUGAGAGAAUUGGCUUAUAUUUUGACAGGUAUUAGCCUACUGUCAAAGAAACAAGUCAAUGCAUUGGUAAUUUUGUUGUUGUGGCUAGAGUAGUAAGCAACUGAUAGAGCCAGAAAGAGUUAAUAGAUCCAAGAGUAAACGUUUAGGCUUGUGUAUCAUCCUAUCAGUUGCCAGAGGACUAAACCAUGCUUCAAAAAUAAUUGUAGAUUCCAGAGGAUGCUUGAGGCCUGGUUUCUAUCCCCAUCUCUCAGUUAAUGGUUCUAUUUAGGUUUGAAUUGUUAGUUCUCUCUGAACUGAUUGUUGUUGUUGUCAGUUGUACUAGUUUACUCAUAUAUAAAUGGAAGCUCCACAAAUCUUUGUUCAGGAUACAGAAGGGAAGGUCCUGGGUCAAGUUUUAGGACUGCUUAAAGACCCAAAUAUAUAUGUGUGUGUGUGUGUAUGUGUGUGUGUGUAUAUGUGCAUUAAAUUGAGGUCCUAGCUAUUUAUUUAGCUUGCAUUUAGAAUAUAUUCUAAAGUUCCAAAAUGG
Messenger RNA from Sturnus vulgaris (Common starling), 6667 nucleotides. It is a transcript of the gene BTBD9, whose product is annotated as BTB domain containing 9. The record is from RefSeq and is a predicted model, not a curated record. Gene Ontology annotation, molecular function: protein binding. Gene Ontology annotation, biological process: circadian behavior; adult locomotory behavior; modulation of chemical synaptic transmission. NCBI's taxonomy places the organism in Eukaryota, Metazoa, Chordata, Aves, Passeriformes, Sturnidae. Gene Ontology annotation, cellular component: cytoplasm.